UCAAGUUAGUUACCGGUAGGUGCCCUGUAUCAUCCUGUCUCGUAUUGCCUUGUUAUUGUCCCUUGUCUCGCCUUUUGUGUCGCCGUUUACAUUUUGUUGGGUCAAACGCAGAGCUACAGCCGCACAGAUUGUAGAAAAUGUCAAGUCAGAUAGAGUCCGACAGCAAGGGCGACAUCGCAUCAACGCCUGCUCCUGCAAGUGCAAGCCAGAGCGACGUGGCAUCAACGCAUGCUGCUGCUGUAAGCCAGGCCGAAAUGGCAUCUCUGCCAGCUGCUGCAAACCAGGGUGACAGGAGCCAGGGCGACAGGAGCCAGGGCGACAGGAGCCAGGACGACAGGAGCCAGGGCGACAGGAGCCAGGACGACAGGAGCCAGGGCGACAGGAGCCAGGACGACAGGAGCCAGGGCGACAGGACCCAGGGCGACAGGAGCCAGGGCGACAGGAGCCAGGGCGACAGUAGCCAGGGCGACAGGAGCCUGGGCGACAGGAGCCUGGGCGACAGGAGCCUGGGCGACAGGAGCCAGGGCGACAGUAGCCAGGGCGACAGUAGCCAGGGCGACAGUAGCCAGGGCAACAGGAGCCAGGGGGACGUGGCAUCGCCGCCCGCUACUGUAAGCCAGGGAGACGUGGCAUCAAAGGCAGCUUUUGAGUGUGACCAGGCCAAGGACUCAAGGAAGCUUCCAGGACCUGCAAGCGGUGACGAUGAUGAAGACGAUGAGGAGGAUGAUUCCCUGUACAGUCUGGUGUACUAUGAUGAGAGUUAUUUUGAAGAAGUUCUACAGCCGCUCUCGGAACAUGUAGACAGCGAGCAACUGGCUCACCAAGAGCCAGUAAAGCUACUUGCCGCCCCGAUACCGCGUUCCUAUUCUGAGAAAAACCUCAAGCCGAUAUUCGCACACUUUGGAACUGUCGUGGACAUGGAAGUUAUCAAGGACCAUGAUUCGGUCUAUAACAGAGGAUAUUGCUUUGUAACAUAUGCGAACAAGGACAGCGCGGACAAGGCCAUGAAGGCUCUCCAUGGUAUUUUUUCCCAUCCAGGUAUGGAGGACCCGUUGCAACUGACGCCAGUGGAUGACAAUGCAGAACCAGGAUCGCGUCAGAAUUUGGGUCCUUUGCUCGUUCCAGGAUAUUCUUUCCUAACACAUAAGAACAAGGACAGCGCGGACAAGGACAGCGCGGACAAGGACAGCGCGGACAAGGACAGCGCGGACAAGGACAGCUCAGGCAAGGACAGCACCGGCAAGGACAGCGCCAGCAAGGACAGCGCGGGCAAGGGCUGUGCGGACAAUGCCACCCAGGCUGUCCCUAACAGACGUCAUCCCAGAGAGAAGCGAACGCUUUUCAUCGGCAAACUCUCUAAGAACAUCGGUGAAUCAAACAUUCGGGAUCUGCUUAGCCCGUAUGGCACUGUCGAAGAGUGCAAGGUGCUACAUUACGACAAUAGUAACAAAAAGUCGUGUGCAUUUGCCACCAUGGGGUCCAGGGACGAGUGCUUAUCUGCCAUCAGGGACAAUUCCAGGGCAACGCAGGGUGCCUCAGCAUCAAUCGUCAUCGAGUUUGCCUACACUAGGAGCCAGCGUGCCGAGAGAAGGAACCUUAACAUGAUCCACGAGGUUGCAUGUCCCCGGGAUAGUCUACCUGGUCUACUCCAAGGCAACCUAGUUUCAGUCGAACAUGAACGAGACAGGCGAACGCUUUUCAUCGGCAAUCUCUCUAAGAACAACGAUGUCGAACACGUCCGGGACCUGCUUAGCCCAUAUGGCACUGUCGAAGAGUGCAAGGUGCUACAUGACAACUUUAGUAACAGGAAGUCAUGUGCAUUUGCCACCAUGAGGUCCAGGGAGGAGUGCUGGUCUGCCAUCAGGGCACCCUAUCCCAGGACCAUGGAGGGUGCCUCCACACCAGUUGUCAUCAAGUUUGCCGACCCUUUGAGCGAGCGUGCCGAGAGAAGGAGCCUUAACAUGUACUGCAAGAUGCUUGCACGUCAGGUUGCUCUAUGGCAAGGCAACCUAUCAGAAGCAAAUGUAGACGCACUGUACCGGAAGUUCCGCAACCCAGCAGCCCACCAACGUCAACAGGAAGGACCGGAAGGCUGUAACAUAUAUAUCAACAACCUUCCCGCUUACUUUAUGGAUUUUCACCUCUGGCAGCUGUUCUUAAACUUUGGUGAAAUUGUCAGUGCCAAGGUUUUCAUCGAUAAGCACACGCAUCAGAGCAAAUGCUUCGGCUUCGUGAGUUUUGCCAACCGUCAGUCGGCGUCACUAGCCAUUUCGUCAAUGAAUGGCGUGGUAUAUGACGGCAAGCGCCUGGCGGUGUCUUUGAAGCGGCGAGCAAGACUGGAGCGCAGCACCUCUUUCCCGUCCAACCUGGGUGCAAGACUGGAGUGCAGCACCUCGCUCCCGUCCAACCUGGGUGCAUAAGAGCCCUUUAUACUUUUCCGUACCCACGGGCCGGGGCACGAUGCCAGGCGCCCGUGGAAUCUGGAGCGAGCUGAAAAAUGUGUUUUUGUUUUGCCAUGGUAUGUAGCAAUGUGGUGCUGAGUUUUGUGUUUAUCAUUAAUUUUUGUCUCGAUUUUCUGUUCCCAUCUACGGCUUUUACGAUUUGUAUAAUAAUAUUGUAAUGUCCCUGCCUUCCUUAUGUAUCAUCCUGCAUGUGCGCAAACAGACACAAAAAAAAACAAAAAAACUGACUAUGAUCAUGAUGAUGCAUGAACCUUUGUAAUGUUAGCCCUCUGACGCAGCUCUUUACCUACAUUCUACAUUCGGUUGACAUGUCUUACCACCCACACACUAGCACGUGCACAGACCACCUGCUGCACUAGUGACUUACACACGAGAUCGAGAACGAGUUAUGAGUUAGUUCUGACUGUUUAUCAUCUUGUUACAGUCGUGGAUAGUUGCUGCAUAAGUCUAUCGUUCUGGUGUUUUCUUCUCUUUUUUACAUUUAUUAUUAAAUUUUAAUUAAAUCUCUUUCCCUCAAACCAGUUAAUAUUUUAAUUUUAAAUUUUUUUAUUAUUAAUUUUUUUCUGCAUAAGCGAAGCUGUGGACGCAGCAUAUUGCUGCUACACUUCAACGCGGGAAUGCGUAUAAUAAUAAUAAUAAUAAUUAAAUUUUAAGUCCUUUUUCUUUUCUAUAAGUUAAUCCUUGGUUCUCCAUCCGAGUCCACUAUUUAUUAUUAUUUGUACAAUAAAUAUCUCUCGUCUACAUUCGCUUUACGCAAUUCACUAGGACACUACUCAAUAGCUCGUUCUUUCAUUUGUCUGUCUCAAUUGUCUUCCGUGUAUAUUCCGCACCCCCUUGUUGGUACUGUUACGUCUUGGAACUCUUAUCGCUGGCUAUAAAACCUUUUCCUUAGUCUGCAUUUACUCAGUCUCAGUUUCAGUUUUGUUCUUAGCCUUGCUCUUGCUCUUCACUUGCUCUAUCAUCUUGCUCAGUUUCAUUCACUUGCUCAGCUCGACUCCAGAUACCGGAGAAAGUUUAAUAACGUUGUUACUUGUGAGUGUGUGAGUGUGUGUGUGUGCGUGUGUGUGUGUGUGUGUGUGUGUGUGUGUGUGUGUGUGUGUGUGUGUGAAAAAAAGACCAAAAAGUAGGGAUUCACUGGCCAGAAAAAGCCACUUCAUAGCUGUGUGGUGUAGACCAGGCUGAAUAGUGGCGGCCAAUUCUUCAGCCUUGCAAGCUGUUGAAUGGUGCAAUCCCAGCACAAGUUGCUAUGGCUUCUGCAGUAGCAUCGCUAUCAUCGCCUCCGGCGAUGGGCGUCCAA
Molecule: messenger RNA, 3759 nt
Organism: Sycon ciliatum
Lineage: Eukaryota; Metazoa; Porifera; Calcarea; Leucosolenida; Sycettidae
Product: CUGBP Elav-like family member 1-A
Exons: 16
Coding region: 138-2420 (760 amino acids)
Biological process (GO): mRNA splice site recognition; regulation of alternative mRNA splicing, via spliceosome
Cellular component (GO): cytoplasm; nucleus; ribonucleoprotein complex
Molecular function (GO): mRNA 3'-UTR binding
Source: RefSeq, a predicted model, not a curated record